AUGACUAGUUGGACUAGUGUGUGGAAGCCCAUAUUUGUUAAUCGGAGCAAUAGGCCUAUUCUCGGGGAGAACGAGCAUAAUGUAUUUAUAAGAGAUCAUGUUGGUCUCUAUCAAGGUAAACAAAAGAUAACGAAUCGACAGAACGGUCGAGUUUAUUUAACUAACAAGAGAGUCAUAUAUUUAGAUAAUGAGAGAACGGAAAACUCUAUGGGCUUAGAUAUAAAUGACAUUAAAUAUUCCACUUUAAUAGAUCGAUUUUUAAAGUCUUCUCCGAAAGUUAAGUUAUUCAUAAGAGAAGACUUGAAGAACUCUCUGCAGCAGAACAUUGAAGACCAACCGGCAGUUGCAGAUUGGGUUUGUAUGAUUUGCUCAUUUAACAAUCACAUAUCCGUUAAUGCAGAUGUUGACAAAGAGAUACCUCCCUGUGUUUCCUGUGGUAUAAGACCGUCGAAGGCCUUAAUUUUGAAGGCCAUACUGAAGAAAACUGAAACUCAGGCGCUUCCAAAGGUUGACAAUCAGUGUCCGAAGUGUACAUUUAUGAAUCAUCCUUCAUUGUCAUAUUGUGAAAUGUGUGGCACUAAACUAAUCUCUGCAGUUCCAGAGGCACUACAUCAACGACUUUAUCAAAAAGACUCAAAUCGUGAUUUACAAGCCCUGCAAACUAAUAAUAAUUUGAAUAUCUCUCUUCAAGGUGAUGUGGAAUCUUACACGGAUGAAAAACCUUACAUAAAACUUAGCUUCAGAAAGGGGGGAGAAGUAGAGUUUUACAAUCAUAUGAAGGAUGUUAUAGAGGAAUUGAAAUGGCAAAGGUUGACUCAAAAAGGAUCAGUUAAUCAAAAUGGAAUAAAAGUCGAUAAAAGCGAACCAGAACCUCAAAGAAUAAAAGGUGGUGGUAUUCAUGGUUUAGAACAAAUAGGGGAACAAAAAAGGCGACAAAAUGAAAUAAUUUUGAGUAGCUCACUUGAUGACCUUGAGCAAUUGAUGUACAAAUACCUGGAUUUGCUUAACUUAUCAAGUUCAUUUAGCAAGCUUGUUAACAGAAAAUCUCUCAACGUUGAUCUAAUACAGCCUUUUAAUGUGAAGAAAUCGUCUAAUAUAUAUUAUAAAGAGCUAUCGAGACAUAUUAGUGAAUAUUUAACGAACUACGAGCUUACAAAAAAUUCUUCAAUGAUUACUUCUCAAGAUCUUUUUGCUAAUAUCAACAGAUUUCUUGUCUUGACCCUGGGUUUUGGAUCUGAACUAAUCACGCCUGAUGAUUUCAACAAAGCAAUUGAAUUGUUUGAGCCGCUUGGUUUGCCAAUUGUUGUCACUAGAUAUGAGAAGUCUGGCCUUGUGGUAUUAUGCCUAAAAACAGAUAUGGAUUAUAGUCUGUUUAUUGUUAAGCACUUAAAGGAGCUGGAGGAGAGUUUCAAAUACAACAAACUCAAGGUUGAAAUAUUAUUGCAACAGGAUGAUGACAACUAUUUGAAAGAAGAGUUCAAUUAUUUCAAAGGCGAUACGAUAUCAGGUAUAUCUGGGGCUUUAAACUGGUCCUACAGUAUUACUGUCGAGGAAAUUGAGAGCUGCGUCGCAUCUGGAUCAAUAGUUGUGGAUCAUAAUAUUCAGGGUACAUUCUACUUUAUCAACAGAUUUGGCGAAGACUAUGAGGAUAACGAAGAUGAUGAUGAAAAUCUAAGAGCAGAAAUAAAGUCGAACUUGAUGGAGGAGCAACGAGCCAUCACCCAAAAAUUAAAAACACAACAUGCAAUUAACAAUCAACUAAUUGAUCUCACCCCUAACUAUGACUUCGGCAUCGUGCAACCAAAUGAUGUUCCCCUGCAUACAGUUUCUCUGCAGUCUUCUGCGAGUGUCUCUCUCAACGAUCUCAAAGGAUUACAGUUGUAG
Priceomyces carsonii is the source of this 1884-nucleotide messenger RNA. RefSeq names its product ESCRT-II subunit protein (gene VPS36). The record is from RefSeq and is a predicted model, not a curated record. Gene Ontology annotation, cellular component: late endosome membrane; ESCRT II complex. Gene Ontology annotation, biological process: protein transport to vacuole involved in ubiquitin-dependent protein catabolic process via the multivesicular body sorting pathway. Gene Ontology annotation, molecular function: phosphatidylinositol-3-phosphate binding; ubiquitin binding. NCBI's taxonomy places the organism in Eukaryota, Fungi, Ascomycota, Pichiomycetes, Serinales, Debaryomycetaceae. The transcript has a single exon. Bases 1 to 1884 code for a protein of 627 amino acids.